CCAAAACCUUCUAUCUUUAAAAUAGAGAAUGAGAACUCAUAUAGAUUACUGCCAAUUCAACUAGAAACUCGCUGGACAAAACAAUAAACUAGACCCACACAAUGUAAUGAAGACAAGCAUCCCCUUAUUUACGGUAACUAUACGAGUAAGGGAGGAUAUGACAUCUACGUUUGCACGAUAACUACUGAAGUAAAAAUAAUAACCAGAACACAAAUACUGAGCACAACAGCUGUUACAACAAAUGGAAUAUCCAAUGAAAAACAUGUAUCUACAUUUUUUUCUUAUCAAAUAUAACAAAAAGUGUUUUGAAUAUAGAUCAAAGACGCCACUCGGAGAUACAGUACGACAGAAAUUGCAAAUUCUCUUCUGUGGAAAGCCACAAUAAGUUCAUCUCAUGUCAUGUCACAUUCAAAAUAUUCACAACUGUAAUAUAAAAAGUAUUAAAUCAAAGGUUUGUUUUUGUUUUCUAUUUUUAAAACACAAUUCACAUUUUUGCUAAUACCAUUAAUUGUCGGUGUCUGUGAGCAUGCAUGUGUACACGCGGUUGCCUCUCUGUUCAUUUAUUAAUAACGAAGUGGUUUGGGUCGUGAGCUGAGAGGCGGUGCGCGCGCAGAUUCACCCCACGUGCGUGUGACACCACGUGACCAGACGCACACACAUACAAAAAAAAAAAAAAAGACACCCACUCUCGCACAAACCCACACACUCCCACCGGCUGCCUGCAAGCUUUCUACGCUUACUGACAUCCUCAUCUGGAUCCACAUGCGAGAAAAUAGCGGCCACGUCAUCACAAAACAUAUUUUGUUAACUUAUUUUGGGGGUGAGGGGAGUUGCUGCAACAAAAUGCGAUGAAUAUGCAUAUUUUGGUCAGAUGCUUUACAUCAAUGUUGAGUCAUGGACAAGUGCCAAGUUAAGUCCGCUGACCCACUGUAGUACCACCUCUCAGCCAUGAAGUCGGCUCUGCACCGGCUGGCAGGCGCCACCACGAGCGCGCUGACAACAGUCAUGCCGUACCUGGGCUCCAACGACGCAGUCUACGACGACAGUUCCGCCAAACCUGGAUUCCGCUCUGACAAAACGUACUGCGCAUCCAAUAGUAGCGCAAACAAGGUCAUUUACAACACCCUCACACCCAUUCUCCCCACCAACAUGUCAGACCUUCUGGUGACUAAUGGAACUGGUGGGAUGGCGGUUCAGUGCGGGGAGAACUUUGUGGACAACAUGGAGUGUUUUAUGAUCCUGACUCCGGGCCAGCAGCUGGCCAUCGCCAUCUUGGCCCUCACGUUGGGUACGUUCACAGUGCUGGAGAACCUGAUUGUGCUGUGUGUCAUCCUGCAUUCGCAGACGCUGCGAUCCCGACCGUCCUACCACUUCAUAGGCAGCCUGGCUGUGGCGGACCUCAUCGGCAGCAUCAUUUUCGUCUACAGCUUCCUGGACUUCCACGUCCUCCACAGGAAAGACAGCCCCGAAGUUUUCCUGUUCAAGCUGGCCGGCGUUAUCGCCUCCUUCACCGCCUCCGUGGGCAGCCUCUUCCUCACCGCCAUCGACCGUUACAUCUCCAUCCACAGGCCCAUGGCGUACAAGCGUAUCGUGACCAAGACCAAAGCGGUCGUGGCCUUUAGCCUCAUGUGGAGCGUGUCCAUUGUGUUUGCACUGCUGCCCCUGCUGGGCUGGAACUGCAAGCGCCUUAACUCUGUCUGCUCGGACAUUUUCCCCCUCAUCGAUGAGAGGUACCUGAUGUUCUGGAUCGGGAUGACCAGCGUCCUGCUGCUCUUCAUCAUCUACGCCUACAUGUUCAUUCUGUGGAAGUCGCACCACCACGCUGUGCGCAUGCUGAGCCGCACCUCCCAGAGGAGCGUCAUCGUCUACACAGCGGAGGGUACCAAGGUUCAGAUGGUGAGGCCUGAGCAAGCACGCAUGGACCUCCGGUUGGCCAAGACCCUUGUGCUCAUCUUGGUGGCCCUCAUCAUCUGCUGGGGGCCGCUCCUCGCCAUCAUGGUUUACGACCUCUUGGGAAAAGUGGACGACUUCAUAAAGACCGUGUUUGCUUUCUGCAGCAUGCUGUGCCUGCUCAACUCCACCGCCAACCCCGUCAUUUACGCCAUGAGGAGCAAGGACCUGCGCAGGGCUUUCGGCAACAUCUGCCACCUGUGUCAGGGAAGCGCAUCUCCUCUGGACAACAGCGGGGAGAGCGACUGGAACAGCAGGACCGUAAGAGGCAAAGAUAGCGGAGCUAGUGGUGGGAACAUUCGAGUCAAAGUGGCCCAAGUUUAUAUUUCUGGAGUGAAAGAUACAACUUCUACCGCAGAUUCAGUGUAAAAGCCUUCUGACUGUGAUACAAGUAGAGUAGUAGAGUAGGAUAAACUGCGCCUCCUUGAACUUGGAGAGAGAAAAAAAAAAAAAAAGCACUUCAUUUUCAUUUGGCCAUGAUCAAAAUGUGGUAAACUCAUUUGCCCCUCUUUUCAUCAAAGAUCCUCUCAUAAUAUGUGUUAAAUACAUUUUUGUCAUGUGCAAGACAUGUACAUGUUUGAAUGAAGUCAAUUCAACUGAUUUUCUUUUCACUGCACUUGCUUUUUGAGUGCGGUGCGUGUCAAAGAAUUACUCUCUUCUGACAUCACUGGAAGCUUGCUUUGAAGGUCGACCCUGCAACUGCUUCCUUCGGUACACCUGCACUAUCUAAACCAGGGGUGGGCAAAGUAUGGUCUGCGGGCCACAUCCAGAAUGUUCAAGUCUUUAAUUGGGCCCACCGAGCAUUAUCUGGAGUCCUAUAAAAUGUGUUGCUUUAAUUUAACCCCCUUUUCUGCAAAUUGGUCACUUAAUUGCAUGGAUGCCACUAGGUUGUGCAGGUGUUCCUGAUGGAUAAAUAAUGAAAUCUGUUUGCUUUGUGUUAUGUUUCAAUCAUAAACAACUUAAGGGUGACCAUAUUUAUUGUUACUAUUUAAAUACUACUGUAUAUCACAGGCAUGGGGAAACCAUUUCCCUCUUAGAAAGCCAUUCAGUUUAUUAAAACGUCCAUAGUAAAUUGAUGAACAAAUGUUUUAUUUGUCCAUCCAUCCAUUUUUCGUACCGCUUAUCCUGUUCAGGGUUACGGGGAGCUGGAAAAUACCCCAGCUGACAUCAGGAGAAAGGCAGACUACACUACGCUGGAGUGGUCUGGAGUCAAUUGUAGGGCAAAUGUAUAUUUAUUGAUUUAUGUAUUUAUUUAUUUAUUUAGGUUUUUUGAUUGUUUUAAUGAGCAUUUGUGGGUUAAAUGUUUCGGUGAUCUUUUCUGUCUUUGUAUUUAGAAUUGCAUGGCGUGCAGGAUAAAUGCGGUGUAGCAUGACCCAUGAAACAUAGGUUCCUCACCACUGCUAAACAACAUCAGAGCAUAGCAAUAGUGUGGCCGUAGUCCUUCCAAAAUGUCUGCUGGGAAAACUGCACUAUUAAACUACUUGAUAGAAAGUAGCAUCUUUGACUCGAAAGCAGUCGUGGGUGGUUAUGUAAGAUGUUGUGAUGUUUGGCAUCUCACCACUCUUCAGUUGUUUAUUGUAGAAUUCUAGAGUUGGUUUUGCAAAGCAAAAACUGCGAAACAUGCUUGGCUUUUUCGAUAGCAGAAAAUAUUUGUAGCUUACAGGAAUGUUGAGUGUGCUUGUAAAACAUUGUGUGACAAAUUGACACUGCCGUAUUGAUGUCAAGGAUCCAUAGUGCCAUUCUGUCUUCAGUCAAUAUAGAAAAUCUGCUUAUUUUUUCUCAUCAUGAAAUCGCAAGACAACAGGUGAUCUUUUUUCCUAAUAAAACGAUGAAAUGCCACCAAACGUAGUGCACCUAAUUUACAAGUAAUUCAUGCAUUUGUGUGUGUCAGAGAGACAGACAUAAUCCAUCCUUCCAUUUUCUACAGCACUUGUAUGCAUUGGCUCACUGAAGAGCUGGAGCUCACAAUUUAGCCUUCAAUUAACCUAAGAAGUGUUUUUGGAAAUUUGGAAGAAAACCCACAGAAGCACAAGAAGAAGAACAUGUGAACUACAUAAGUGAAGAGCCAGUAUUCAAACCCAAAACCUCAGAACUACAAGGCAGAUGCGCUAACCCCGACCACAAUGUGUGGCCAAUGUAUCCACAAAAUAUUAGGAAACAUCGAAAGCCAGAAGAGAACACAUUGCUUUAUUUUAUCUAUCCAUCCAUCGUCAAUAUUGCCUGGUCAGGAGAAGGGUGUCAAAUAAUUUCCAAGCCAUUAAAUAACGGAACACAGUGAAGACAGUCAUCAUCAAAUGGAGAAAAUAUGGCACAACAGUGACAUUACCAAGAACUGGAAGUCCUUCCAAAAAUUCCAAAAUUGAUGAAAAAUCCAGAAGAAAAUCUGGUCAGCAAGGCUUGCAAGAGGCCAACAACAACAUUAUGAAGCUGCAUGAAUUUCGGGCAAGUACUGGUUGUUUAGGACAUAUGAAAACAAUCUCCAAUUUUCUUAAUAUGUCCGAACUACGGUGACAAGACGGAAGGAAGCCUUAUUUUCCAAAUAAGUGGUACCCGUCUGUUUUUCUUCAGCUAUAACUGGGGGACUUAGUCAAGGUGGAGGGAAUUAUGAACAGUCCCAAAUAGCAUUUAUCGUUCGCCCUGAACCUUCAGGCCUCCGCUCGAAAGCAAAAUCAAUACCAGCAAAAGCCUACUAGAACAGACAAAUUUUAUUUGCGGUAAUCUGGGACAAAAUGGUACCGUGUGGGUGCUGAAUCCCAUCUAAUGGGAGUUUAAAUAUGACUAAUUCUGAACACAGUCACAUGCCUAAUUGGGUGUGCAAACUAAACACCACCAUAAUGGAUUUGAAAUGAAAGAAAACAAGAUGUACUUCAACUGCAGACUUUCAACUUUAAAUUUGAGGGCAUUUACAACUAAAUUUGGUGAAUGUGUAGCAAUUACCUUAGUUUCUAUGUGUGCCUCCCACUUUUUAAGGAAACAAAAUUAAUGGGACAAAAGAACAAUUAUAAACUUUCCCUGUUUAAUACUUUUGUUGCAAAUAUAUUGCAGUCAAUUACAGCCUGGAGUCUGGACCCUGACCAGAUGCUGGAUUUCAGUAAAAUGUAAAAACGAAUAUACACAUAAACUAGCUAUAGUUUAAAGUUGGGUAACACUGACCUCUUGUGGACACAGACGUGCCUCGUUUUCAUUUUGAUUUGAACGUGCUUCGGUCAGACCGGUGAUUAAAGCCACUUAGCCUCUGAU
Molecule: messenger RNA, 5190 nt
Organism: Phyllopteryx taeniolatus (common seadragon)
Lineage: Eukaryota; Metazoa; Chordata; Actinopteri; Syngnathiformes; Syngnathidae
Product: cannabinoid receptor type 1B-like
Exons: 2
Coding region: 949-2319 (456 amino acids)
Biological process (GO): G protein-coupled receptor signaling pathway
Cellular component (GO): membrane
Molecular function (GO): cannabinoid receptor activity
Source: RefSeq, a predicted model, not a curated record